ACACGAUUCUCUCACUUUUGGCUCGAAUUAGGCUUUAAAACCGACUUUCCCGAGUUGCACGGCCAGGUGCACGGCCGUGCACAACACCAUUCUGGCCGUGCACCCUCAAAACGCACCGUAUCAAUUAUUCGGCCUUCAUCCACCUUGCACGGCCAGGCGCACGGCCGUGCAAGCUUCAAGCCUGCCCGUGCAUGGCCUCGACAUGAGGUGCACGGCCAAAUGGCUCAAGUGCACGGCCGUGCAGCCUCCUGGUCUGCCCGUGCACUCCCCAAACAGCUCGCCCUUCGUCCGUUCUGCGUCCAAUCGACCCCAGACUCGCUCCUAAGCCUUCAUUCACGUACUAGGACCUGAAAUAACACAAACAAGCACAACCUAGCGUGAAAUCGGCCUAAAACACG
Molecule: messenger RNA, 398 nt
Organism: Linum tenue
Lineage: Eukaryota; Viridiplantae; Streptophyta; Magnoliopsida; Malpighiales; Linaceae
Source: the annotation of a GenBank genome assembly